This is a messenger RNA of Zophobas morio, 1847 nucleotides long. RefSeq lists its product as uncharacterized. Bases 1 to 1668 code for a protein of 555 amino acids. The transcript is spliced from 3 exons. NCBI's taxonomy places the organism in Eukaryota, Metazoa, Arthropoda, Insecta, Coleoptera, Tenebrionidae. The record is from RefSeq and is a predicted model, not a curated record.
AUGACCGUGAAGAUUCUGACGGACGUUUUGUAUUAUGAAUUGUCGAAGGCGUUUUUUGGGGGCGAGGUGGUGAGUUUUGAGUUCGUCGGGCAACAUAACGUGUGGAAUGAGAGGGUUAAGGCGAUGAAGAAGCGGUCAGGGCGGCGAGGGGUGGAUCGAGAGGUGGCGAUUAGUUCCCGGGUUGUUCGGGACGCUCCCGAAAAAAUCAACUGGAAACUAUUUCUGGAUUUGUUUUUUUUGAAAGACCCGUGUCGCGUCAAGGUUAUUUUUCGACAGAAACCGGGGUGUUUUAAUGUGUUUCACGUCUGUCAUUGUCUGUACACGAAGUUGGUGAUGUUUUUGGAGGAAAUUAAGGAUGACCCAGAGGAAAUUGGCGAGGUUUCAGUAGAAAUGCAGUCUGACGAUAGUGACAAGAAAUUAGUUCCUGAGGAAGAGGAAGACGACGAUGUUCCGUCCGACUUCUUCGACGACUUUGCGAACGAGGAUUUCUUAGACGGGUUGGAUAUUCUGGACGACAAGGUAGCUGAAGUUGCGAAAAUCACGAAACCCGAUUAUCACAAAGAGAACGAAUCCAACAACAAGAAAGGCAAGCAACAUAAGGAACGGUCUUCAGUUAAAGAUGGGUGUGACGAUAAUAGAAUAUUGCAGCCUGGGCAUGCGCUCAGGGAACGACUGAGAUUACGAGACGAACGACGCGAACGCGCCAGGUCUCGAAUACGCUUGAAGUCAAAAAGUCGGUUUGAAUCUAGAGAUAGGUCUAAGAUAAGUUCGAAUAGUACAGUCCGGAAGUACAUCACGACCACGAGUCGGAUUGUUAUUAAAACUAGAGUGAGAAGUAGAACACCGUCACCGUGUCGUUCCAAACGGGAAAAGAGAAGUAGAAGUCGAGAGUGUCGUUCCAGAAGACUUCCACACAGGUUUACCACCAGAAAUAGAACUAGAUCUCCUUCACCGUACACUUCGAAACGACGAAAAAGAAGCAGAAGCCCCGAUUAUCGCUCCAGAAGGCGCAGUUUGAGCAGAGGUUCCAACAAAUCGCCUACUAGAAGGGUCCUUCCACAGAACUCAUUGCUGGAAGAAAUCAAGAAAAAAAUCAACGAGGUUAAACCUCGUAUCGCUUUGCCAAGGGUACAACCAGUACCAAUGACUCGUGUUCCUCUGAUUCCUAACCCACCCCCACUUUACAACAAAAAUUUUCUUGUCGCUACUCCAGUUCCCUACCAGCAACGAGUACUAGCACCCAUACCGCUAAUUCCGCUUCCAGAAACUACGCCUUCAGCUGAAACAACCCAACGAGAUACAUCUGCGAAUCAUUCAGUUUUUGCCCAUCUCCAGAAAAAAGCUAAAGUACUUCGGCGCUGUCACGAUUUGACUCAAUUUCUGAACCACAAUCCGCGUCCGACUUGUUUGGCUAAGUCCUUGCCGAAAUUGUCUACGUCGCCGAGGUACCAGUCGCCGGUGAAGACAGCGCUGGAUCUGUCGUUCACGUUUACGUCACCGCCGGAGCAACCUGUCAAGGAUACCUACGCAGAGGCGCUCCACAAGGUUGUGGAACAAGCCGGAAUGGUGAAGGAAGUUGGUGUCAAGAGAGACAAAGUCGUGGAUAAAGUUACCGAAGUCCUGGAAACGCUGAAGAAGGCCUUGUCUGACGCAGUGCAGAAGGAAUGAAUUGUGCCAUAAAACUUAGUCAAUUCAAAUUUUUGAAAAUCUGUAAUUUUCUACGUACUUAGUUCUAUCCAACUAAAGACUUAUUUUGUUUUUUGUAAAUAGUUUGAUUCCUAUAUGAAUGUUAUAUUAUUUUUGUAUGCCGUAUUGUUAAUUCUAUUGAAAAUACAUUAUUAUUUUUA